This is a messenger RNA of Mesorhabditis spiculigera, 276 nucleotides long. The record is from the annotation of a GenBank genome assembly. Lineage: Eukaryota; Metazoa; Nematoda; Chromadorea; Rhabditida; Rhabditidae.
AUGCAAGUGUAUUUGAGAACAAACAUCGACUAUGAUCCCAAGAUGGAGGUCGAGCUGAUUGAAGCCGUCAAGCAGCAGAUCAACGCGUACGGGCUGCAAAAGACAAAAAUCGUGUGGAAGAUCAAGAAGAUUGGCGGGGCGUUUAUGCUCAUUUUCGAGAGCGACGACGCUGAGCUGGGAUGUACGCAAGUGGAGGGCUACAUUCGAGAGUCAGCCUUGCAGCUCGAUAUGGUAAGCAUAACUGGAAGUAUUUUCGAAUUAAAUGAUGAUUUUACC